AAACGGUUCAUACCCCAAAAGAUUUGAUUGACAGGCUCUCUGCGAGCCUCUAUAUAAGAGGAGGGAGGUGAGUGGCUCAGUCACUGUUGUGCCUCCAGUCCCUCAGUCUGUGGAUGUAGUCAACCAAAGUGGACUUUACGCUUUUACGCACGAGCUUACAGGAGAUACCACUAACCAUUCAUUUGACCAUCGGUCAAAUAAGUUGCAUUUUUUCGACUUUUCUUCAUUUCCUUGUUGCCGGAUAUCUGACUGCAUUAAAAACUAAAACUGCAUUGUCAGGAGAUAUGAUACUCAGGAGAAGUCUCUACUUGCUGCUCUUAUCAUUUCAUUUCCUCCACGCAGUACCUCAAGAUGGUGAGCAGGAGGAUGAGACAUCAUUUGACCUGUUUGAAAUCAGCCACAUCUCACGCAGGACUCUGGGAGCCAAACAGUUCAGGGGCCAAAACUCAGAUGCCCCUGCCUACCGUUUCAUCCGCUUCGACCACCUGCCCCCAGUGAGACCCCCUGUACUAAAACAAAUACUGCGACAGAUCCAAAACAAUGAGGGCUUUGUGUUUGUGGCCAGCAUACGCCAGGACCGUGCCUCACGGGGCACCCUGAUUGGUUUGGAGAGCUCUGAUGGCCGGCGGCAGUUCGAGAUUGUGUCCAACGGACGGGCCAACACUCUGGAUCUGGUGUACUGGGUGGACGGCUCACAGAACGUAGUUUCAUUCGAGGAUGUUGACUUGUCUGACUCACAGUGGAAGAAUAUCACUCUUCAUGUUCAUGGGGAAAAUGCAAAUCUGUAUGUGGGCUGCAGCCUGAUAGACAGCUUCAUCCUGGAUGAGCCUUUCUAUGAGCACCUGCAGGCUGAGGGAAGCCGCAUGUAUGUUGCAAAGGGAUCCAUCCGCGAGAACCACUUCAGGGGCCUUCUGCAGAAUGUGCGUUUCAUCUUUGACACCACAGUAGAAGAUGUCCUCCUGAGCAAAGACUGUGAGGUCACCAAGCAAGAUGAUGCCAAUAUUGUGAGCGAGAGCACAGAAAUUGUGGAUGUGAGUCCCUCCAUCACUACGAACAUCAUUGGUCAGAAGACAGAUGAAGCGGGCACAGAUAUGUGUGAACGCUCCUGCGAGGAGCUUAGCACCAUGUUACAGGAGCUCAACGGCCUCCGUGUAGUCGUCAGUAACCUUAUUGAAGGCUUGCAAAAAGUGACAGAGGAGAACACAGUCAUGAAGGAGGUCCUUGGGAGGAUGAAGAACUCAAAAGAGAAAAACAUGUGCUGGCAGGACGGCCGACUGUUUGACGAUAAGGAAGACUGGGUUGUGGACAGCUGCACCAAAUGUACCUGCCAGGAGUCCAAGAUAGUGUGUCACCAAAUUACCUGCCCUCCAGUGGCCUGUGCCAGCCCCUCAUUUGUGGACGGCGAGUGCUGCCCUGUGUGUAUAUCAUUAGACAGCGAAGAUGGCUGGUCCCCAUGGUCAGAGUGGACAGAGUGCACAGUCACCUGCGGGACAGGAACUCAACAAAGGGGCAGGUCAUGUGAUGCAACCAGUAACCCCUGCACCGGACCUUCAAUCCAGACCCGCAAGUGUAGCCUGGGCAAAUGUGACAGCCGUGUUCGCCAGGAUGGAGGGUGGAGCUUGUGGUCACCGUGGUCGUCUUGCUCGGUGACCUGUGGAGAGGGACAGAUUACCAGAAUACGACACUGCAACGCCCCCGUGCCGCAACUGGGGGGAAAAGACUGUGAGGGAAGUGGGAGAGAGACUCAGCGCUGCACUGCGAAUCCUUGUCCCAUUGAUGGGGGUUGGGGUCCUUGGUCUCCAUGGGCAACCUGUUCAGUGACAUGCGGAGGUGGAAGCAAAAGUCGGAUGCGUGAGUGCAACAGCCCGCAACCUCAGUAUGGCGGCAAGAAGUGUAUCGGGAAGGCCAACGACAAUGACAGCUGUAACAAAAAAGAAUGUCCUAUUGAUGGCUGUCUGUCUAACCCGUGCUUUGGGGGAGUGGAUUGCAACAGUUCUCCAGAUGGUUCCUGGGAGUGUGGCCCAUGCCCUGCUGGUUUCCGUGGAAAUGGUACCCACUGUGAGGACAUUAAUGAGUGUGACAUGGUGUCUGAUGUUUGCUACAAAGUGGGUGGAUCGCAGCGCUGCGUCAACACUGAUCCAGGCUUCCACUGCCUGCCCUGUCCAAAGCGCUACAAGGGCACCCAACCUUUUGGUAUGGGAGUGGAGGCUGCCAAGAAGAACAAACAGGUGUGCGAGCCAGAGAACCCAUGCAAGGACAAGACACACAACUGUCACAAAUUUGCCGAAUGCAUCUACAUCAGCCACUUCAGUGACCCAAUGUACAAGUGUGAGUGUAGGACUGGUUACGCUGGAGAUGGCUUCAUUUGUGGAGAAGACUCAGACUUGGACGGCUGGCCUAAUCAGAACCUUGUGUGUGGCGCCAACGCCACCUAUCACUGCAGGAAGGACAACUGCCCCAGUCUGCCCAACUCUGGACAAGAAGACUUUGACAAAGAUGGUCAAGGAGAUGCUUGUGACAAGGAUGACGACAAUGAUGGAAUUCUAGAUGAGAGGGACAACUGUCCCCUCCUUUACAAUCCUCGUCAGUUUGACUUUGACAAGGAUGAAGUUGGCGACCGCUGUGACAACUGUCCCUAUGAGCACAACCCUGCUCAAAUUGACACCGACAACAAUGGAGAAGGGGACGCCUGCGCAGUGGACAUUGAUGGAGAUGACAUUCUGAAUGAGAGUGACAACUGCCCGUAUGUGUACAACACUGACCAGAAGGACACUGACAUGGAUGGAGUUGGUGACCAUUGUGACAACUGUCCACUGCUGCACAACCCUGACCAGACUGAUGUAGACAAUGACCUGGUCGGAGAUCAGUGUGACAAUAACCAGGACAUCGAUGAAGACGGACAUCAGAACAACCUGGACAACUGUCCCUACGUGGCAAAUGCCAACCAGGCCGACCAUGACAAGGAUGGCAAAGGAGAUGCAUGUGACUAUGAUGAUGAUAAUGAUGGCAUACCUGAUGACAAGGACAACUGCAGACUGACACCCAACGAAGAUCAGGUGGACUCUGAUGGCGAUGGAAGAGGUGAUGCCUGCAAAGACGACUUUGACAACGACAAUAUCCCGGAUAUUAUUGAUGUGUGUCCAGAGAACAAUGCCAUCAGUUUCACAGACUUCAGGAAGUUCCAGAUGGUCCACUUGGAUCCUAAGGGAACCACUCAAAUUGAUCCCAACUGGGUGGUCAGACACCAGGGCAAAGAGCUUGUUCAGACUGCCAACUCUGACCCAGGCAUUGCAGUAGGCUUUGAUGAGUUCAAUGCUGUGGACUUCAGUGGCACAAUGUAUGUGAACACAGACAGAGAUGAUGACUAUGCAGGCUUUGUGUUCGGCUACCAGUCAAGUGGGCGCUUUUACGUAGUGAUGUGGAAGCAGAUCACUCAGACUUACUGGGAGGACAAGCCCUCCAAGGCCUUUGGCAUCUCUGGUGUUUCACUCAAAGUUGUCAACUCAACCACUGGCACUGGAGAAAACCUCAGGAAUGCUCUGUGGCACACAGGCAACACUCCCGGGCAGGUGCGUACUCUGUGGCAUGACCCCAAAAACAUUGGAUGGAAGGAUUACACAGCUUACAGGUGGCAUCUCAUCCACAGACCAAAGACUGGUUUCAUCAGGGUUGUGGUCUAUGAAGGUAAACAGAUCAUGGCUGACUCAGGACCAGUUUAUGACAAGACAUUUGCUGGAGGAAGGUUAGGUUUGUUUGUCUUCUCGCAAGAGCUGGUCUUCUUCUCCGACCUCAAGUAUGAGUGCAGAGAUAAGCCGGAGUUGCCAACAGUGUUCACAAGAUAACUGAAUCAAGUUGGAUAGAAAAACAUCAGAGAGACACAAAGACAAGAAUCUCUCAAAGUAAACAUCACGUCAUCACUAAAUCCAUUUCAACGUAAAUGAGACUUUCCAUACUUUUCCGUGUUUUGCCUUGAUCCACCCACUGGAGAGGAAACCAUGGCCAAUUUCAGUUUUCCUGGUGACUUGUGUACAUUUCCCUUGCUGGGAAAGAAAAACGGAUGAGAGUGGACGGGUUUUGAAAAGCCUCUGCAGAAUAUCUAAUUAUAACUAGUGUACUUAUGUCUACAUUUUUAAAGGAUUCAUUGUACAACCACUUACAUGCUGUAUGUGCUUUCCUACAGUUUUCUACUUUCUACAAAUUGUAAAUGACUCAGUUGUUCCUUAUCUUUGAUACAUUGCUGUCCGCCGGCUCCAUUUCAUGGCUUCUGUCUUGCAGAACAACUAAACCUACAGUGUCUUACAAACAUAAACUGUAACCAAAAACAUUAUCAUUUAGCUGUCUCAAGUCCAUAACUGUUUCUCCUCAUUCUUUUCAUCCUGAAUGUGUUUUUCUAUGGAGAAAUUGAAUGAACAAUUUAAAUAAGCCAUUUUAGUAAGUGCCAAAGAUGUUUAUACUAAGUCUGUAUUAUAAUUCCUUUUUGUAAAUUAUUUAUGCUCUGCUUGUUGUUUGUUUGCAUUUUUUGCUAGAGUUUGUAAAUAAUUAUUUAUUUGUUUACACUGACAAAACGCAUGAUUGAAUAUCACAAAUGUCAAGAUAACACAUUAUAGUAUUGCAAGAUUUUGUGUGUUAUCAUGCACUUCCCUUACUUGUUAGUUUACCAAAUGAGUGUCAUCUGACCUCCUCUUUCAGAUAAACUGUAGUGCAAGGCUCUGGGAAGGAUAAACAUCAGCUGCUUUUAAAGCUUUAGUGCAGGAGUUUUGUUUCCCCCUUCUGGCAGUGAGAGUAAUUACAAAAACACUGUCAACCAUAGCCUACUCCGUCGCUACUGUUGCAGCUGUAAAAUGAUGGAUAAAUUACCGCAAGCGCCACACAACCCCGUGAAUUGACUCGUUUCACUAUCAGAAUUUGAUCCAUUCGAUCCAAUAACAUUUGGACAGUCUAGAAGAGCUGCACAAUUCAAUUAGUUAUCCCCAUUAGGUUAGACAGCUAACCGGAAGACAGCUGGCUCAGCCGGCUGAAGUAUCCAGGUGCACAUUCAAACAGCCAGUAUGGGAAUGUCCCUCCUGACAUGAGAUUUAAAAACUCUGUAUACUUUGAAAUACAGAGAGAUUUAUCUGGCCGUGAUAGGCUUAAUCAG
This is a messenger RNA of Thunnus maccoyii (southern bluefin tuna), 5137 nucleotides long. It is a transcript of the gene thbs2a, whose product is annotated as thrombospondin 2a. The record is from RefSeq and is a predicted model, not a curated record. Gene Ontology annotation, molecular function: calcium ion binding; protein binding. Gene Ontology annotation, cellular component: extracellular region. Lineage: Eukaryota; Metazoa; Chordata; Actinopteri; Scombriformes; Scombridae. The transcript is spliced from 23 exons. Bases 285 to 3842 code for a protein of 1185 amino acids. Gene Ontology annotation, biological process: negative regulation of angiogenesis; cell adhesion.